GCGUCCUUAGCGUCACCGCGGCAGUUCCGCGUUGGUUCGAAGACAGGAGUCUGUUUGGUUAUCCCAGUGAGCAUCUAAAGAGGGAGAAUAGACGUGAUUUAGGGAACAUAAAGGCCAGAAUGGCGGACAUACGGCCGUGUAAGGUGUGUAACUUCACUCGACAGAAGUCCUACGGGCUGGUUGUUCCCUCCCUGACGGAGCUGAAGAUAAGAGGGUCGGAGUUCCUCGGGCAUCCCAGUGACCAGGUCACAGUGGUCCUAGAGGAUGAUGGGACGAUAGUAGAGGAUCAGUCCUACUUCUUGUGUUUACCCCCAAACACAAAGUUCAUGCUGUUGCAUGAAAAAGAAUCAUGGUCUCCAGUUCGCAAGAUGGAUGGUGGCACGGCCUGGAUGGCCAGGGAGUCUGUGAUUCUGGAGAAUGAUGCUGUGGAUGCCCUCGGCCUUGUAGCCCCCUGGUGGGGCCUGGCUCAGCAGCUGAAGCAGGACCUGGCCAGCAUCAUCCUGAUGUCUGAGGACGACUUACAGACAUUAGUAGAUGCCCCAUGCCCUGAGCUAGCUUCUGCUCUGGGCUUCCAAGAGAAGAAGGCUGUGGACCUGAAGGAGACACUGCAGAGGGUUUUGGACAGAAGGGAGGCGGAGAGACAGUCCAAGGAGUUGCUCCAGCUCUACCUCAAAGCUGCGGACAAAGAGGACAAGCAGCAGGAAGAGCCGAGUCAGCCCAGCCAGGGAGGGGCUGCACAGGUGGAUAUGCCAGACGGAAUGGAAGUGGAUUCCGCAUCUGGAUUCAUGUCCAGGACUCUGAUGGUCUUGAAAGGCAAAACCAGCCCAGAGACCAGGCUCUCCACUGAAGACCUGCAGAUGGUAGCAAGCAGAGGGGUUGAAGCUAUGCAGCAGGUGCUGGGCUGGGACUCAUCCAGGACGGCAGAUCUGCUGCAGGCCUGCAAGGCCGAGCUGGCCACACGUCUUCAGCAGGUCCAGGCCGUGCAGUCCGUCAGGAGCAGCACACAGCUGGACAGCAGCCGGCAGGCCGGUGGGAAGAACGCGGAGGGCAAACAAACAGCAGCCAGAAGCAGGGACUAGGCCAACUUCACCUGAGCAGAGACUGAUAAGAAUUCACACUACCUGCCUCAGGGUCAGCAGAAUGGGAUUUGUCCCGUGGUACUGAUAAUAUACAUAAUGCUGGAAUCUAUGAAUGCUAAUAAUGUUGAUGUUUGCAUCAUUUUGUAAAACCACCUAAGCGCUUUUGCCGCAAGAGGUUUUAACCACUAGUAGCUUUCUAUUGGCUCCUUAAUUUGUGCCAGGCUGUAAAAAUAAACAUAUAUGAAUAUAAACAUAUUUAUGUAAAAAAAAAAAAAUCUGUUCAAUAUGGAGCUGAAAGGAUCAGGCCGUUUCAGCAGCCUGGCUCUGUUCAUGUAAGAUAUUAAAAUUAACCUGACAGCACCUAUUCAGAUAACAAGUUCACAUAUCACUUCUGUUCUCCGAGCAUGUAAGUGAUUUUUUUUAUUGGGGACUGGGCAUAUAAAAGAUAUCAUUCUCCCAAUUCAGUGGACUAUCAGUUUGGUAGUUGCUAUUUUAAGGUAAUAAAAGUAGCAUGGUGUUGCUUCUAAGUUUUUAUAAAAACUGUUAUUGUUUCCCACUAUUAUUGUUUACAGUUUUCUCCUCAUUUGAAUUGCUAAUUAAGACAGAUAUGAUAGACUGCUUAUUUUUUUAUGCACACUUUUAUGUUGAAUAUAAGAAAGAAAUAGACUUUCAGCUAGCCAGAGAAACCCUGUUGAAAUCCAGUUCAUAAUGAGCAACAAAACAGAUUUUAUUGUGUUUUUGAAAUAAUUCAAAAGUGCCAUCGCCGAAUGGACAUUUACAUUUUGAAUUCAGAGGAUCUUUUGUGACGUUGAAAGUAGCAGUGUGCUCUUAUUUCAAUCAGCUGCUAACCAGGCUGAUCCUGUACCGUAUAACACUCCCUUCCCAGUGGCUCCUGCAAAAAGAGACAUGUUAGGACCCCACUAGAGCUCUGUAUCAAAAGUUUACUUUUAUUACAAUCACUUAUAAAGUUUACAAAGAGACACACAAUGUCAAGAAGUUGAUAAAUUUUUUUCUUUUCUUUUCAGAAAACGCAAACAUAAAUCCACUUAAUUUAUUCUGUAAGAUUAAAGUUUUCACAUCUGUGUAUAUCCGCAAACAAACGUGGAUACCAAUAAGUCUGUGAAAGUUUCAUAUCGGAUCAUUAUUAGCCAAGAAAAUCAGUGGGACUCUUCCAAUAGGUGUGAAAUAUCAUAAUUUACUGACCUGUAACUAUAAGUAAAUUCAGUAUGUGGAAUAUUGAAUAGUAGAAAUACAGUAGUGUGGUGGGAACACACACAAAACACAAUGCCAAAGUAACUUGCACUACGUUAGAGCAUGGAGUGCAGAUAGAACCCGUGACCUUGAUCCUUCUAAGAGUGAAACAUUUUCAUGAUAUAUAUGCAAAUCCUAAAAUCGAGUAGACAUAAUUAUAUAAAAACUCUGCGUCAAUAAAUACAUCUAUUUGAAUGGAUCACACAGGCUAAUUCAUCAUUCCACCAUUAACGUGUGACACAAGACGAGAUGUAUGACACACAAAUGCAAGCCUCACCGAGUCCAUUAUGGCUGACAUUUUGAAUGACAAAGCUUCAUCUUUGAAUUAUUGAGAACCUGGAUUUCUGGAUGAGCACUCUUUAACACCAUCAAUUAAAUACUAUUAGGAAGCUAUGUAUCAGUCCAGUGGCUACGUGAUAUGCAUCGGUGUGUUCGAUGUGUGCAGGUCCGCGUGAUUCAUAGGUCAUGGAGAAGAGGGCCUUUGUCGUGCCUGUCAUCUCUUCAUCUGUCUCUCGGACAUAGAACACAAAUGAUGGUGGUCACACUACUUAAAGCUUCUAAGAACUUCCCCGUGUCAGUUCUCCAGCACAUUCACAUGUAGUAUUUAAUUGAAACGCGUACGGCAGGUGUUAGAAUGGGAACUUGUAUAUGAUUGUACAGUAUAAGGUACCUUUGAUACACAUGUUGAAUGGUGGUUGGAGGAUUUUCUAAAUAAACUCGUCUUGUCUUUUCAAA
Pleuronectes platessa (European plaice) is the source of this 3065-nucleotide messenger RNA. RefSeq names its product DNA fragmentation factor, alpha polypeptide (gene dffa). The coding region runs from base 120 to 1079 and encodes 319 amino acids. NCBI's taxonomy places the organism in Eukaryota, Metazoa, Chordata, Actinopteri, Pleuronectiformes, Pleuronectidae. Gene Ontology annotation, biological process: apoptotic process; regulation of apoptotic process. The record is from RefSeq and is a predicted model, not a curated record. The transcript has 6 exons.